AUGGGGGAGGAGUUCUUGGUACGAGCCGCCAACACCACCUCCUUCGACUGGCAGUCCACGCACCCCCACUUCGGCUCCGCGGUGCACGCCAUCCUCUUCGGCCGCAUCGACGAUGGCCAGGAGUCCGCGGAGGAGGAUAUCUACCACUACUCCGACAUCGUGCUGGCCACCGAAGUCAGCACCAAGCAGCGCCUGAACUUGCUGAAGUUCUCCCUCGAGAACGGCGCCUCGCCAGACAUUGUGGCGCCGGAGAGUUGCAUUCGGUGCCUGAGCUGGCGAUGGUUCGAGAAAGACGAGUGGACCGAGGAUGUCAUCCCAGCGGGCAAAAGCGGCGUGGAGACCUUGCUGGCGGUAAAGCGGGCGCUGCUGAAGUCUGAAAGCACCACGCCCAAAGCCGCGGUGCAUAAGAAGAUCCAGGAUGUGGAUAAGGCCCUGGUGACGCUCUUCUCCUCAGACCAGCGGCUCGAGAGCCCCAAGGCCACGGUGCCCGAGGAGCUCCUAGAAAUGUGGGCCAGACUGCUGGCGGACUCCUCCACUGCGGACUUGCGGAUUUGCAUCUCCGGCUCCACAGGGGAGGUCUCCGAGCUGAACGCGCACAGCGUUGUGCUGCGGGCGGCCUCGCCGGUCUUGAAUGCCAUGCUCUCAGGAUGCAUGCAGGAAGCCAGCGGCCGAGUGUCCGUGGAGAAUGUGAGCCUAGCAGCUGCCAAAGUGCUUCUCUCGCUCAUGUACACAGGUAGUUUGCCUUUGGACCUGGACGCCCAGUCCACCGUCGUCCUGGAGGCCAUGUGCCUGGCCCAUCGCUGGCAGGUGCAGUAUGUGGUGCACAUCUUGGUCUCCGCGGCGGAGAAGGCGCUGACGCCGGAGACCUUCGAGCCCACCGCGGACUGCGCCAUCCGGCUGCAGCUGCCAGAGCUCCUGGCCAUCUGCCGCUCCUUCGCCAACGCCCGAAAGCGUGCUUCAGCUGCAGUCCCGCCGGGCGGCAAGCCCCAGAGCAAGCGGCGGCGGAUCUUUUUCUGA
This is a messenger RNA of Effrenium voratum, 1017 nucleotides long. NCBI's taxonomy places the organism in Eukaryota, Dinophyceae, Suessiales, Symbiodiniaceae. The record is from the annotation of a GenBank genome assembly.